GUUCCGCCCCUGGCGUCGCGAGUUUUCGCAAUUGUCUUGUGCAAUAACUGCGAUCGGAUGCUCGCGCGCGUGAAGUAUGUCAUGACGCGACGACGCACCGACAGCCUCCUCGUGUCUUCAGAGAGUGACGGUUAACCUGCCCGCCGCGGGUCACCCGCCUACGGACCGCCGCGGAGUGUCGCGCGGUCAUCUCCUAACGAACGCUGGCCAAGCCUCGUCCGUGAAAGUGAAUCCAGGCGGUGAUACCUCGCUUAAAUGGUAUUUAUUCUAGGCUUUGCGUAUUAUGUCAGCGAUAGUGCCGAACACACAAAAUAUAGUAGAUCAUGUGGCUGAGAAGGAAAAGUUAUUGGAAGAACUAUUAGUGUCUCAAAAAGAAUGCCAAGUUAGAUUUGGUGGACCGAAGACAGAAUUAGCCACAGAAUCAGAAGCAUGUGUAGCAAAGCUCUGCCAUAUAUUUGAAUUGAUUUUUAGUCAUGGGUUAAAAACAAAUUACAUAGAAAAAAUCAAUUCAGCAUUCAGACAUGUAUCUGAUUUGGUUUCUGGUGGCAAUACAAGACCUGGCAAUGCAGCGGAUGUAGCAUUCUGGCCAUGCAUAAAGGAUCAACUUACUUGGCAUGAACAGGAGCGUUUUAGUAUGUUGAGAAAAGUUCAAACAGAUUAUGGUCGAGGCAGAGCAUGGCUGAGAGCUGCCUUGAAUGAAAAAUCUCUAGAACGGCACUUGCAUGCUAUCAUAAAUCCUAGUACACUGUCUCCUUUUUAUGAAGAAUGGGCCUUUUUACUUGAUCAAGAAAAGAGUUGUGUGUUGCCUAAUGUAGCCGCAGGACUUGGUACAAUUUUAUUUGCGAUAAGAACAGACAAUGAGGAACUUGAUGACCUAAACAGAAAAGAAAUGGAUAGAAAUAGAUACGCGCAAUCAGAGCCAAUUAUUUCUACAAUUAUACCAGAAUCUCUACCGUCUGAACAAGAAAAGCGGAAAAAGAAAGUACAAACUCGUAUAAUUUCUUUUGAUGACAAUGAGGAAGAAGAACGCAAGGAAACUGUAACUUCUAUUAGUGCCCCAUCAACAUGCCCCAGUUCUCCAGUGGUAACUCCAAAUAAAGAUUCUACUUCUCCAUGUUUGUCAGAUUGUCAACCUCAAGUAGAUUCUAAUAACAGUAUAGUUACCAAUACAAAACUUCCAGAAUGGGAACAAUGUGAAUCUUUUGAAGAAGAAAAAAUAUUGACUCCUGUAAUGGACACUGAAAAUUUGGGCGGCCUUGUACCUGUUUCAUUACUUGAUCAAACAUUAGAUGAUAUGUUAGUUAUGCCAAAUUAUUUAGACGAUUCAUCAGAAAUAACAGAACCUGCAUUGGAAGCAACAGAACCAUUAGUUGGUUUAGAGUUUCAUGUAAAUCCAGAGAAUUUAGAUAUAGAUACGUUACGCGUAAGACUUUUAGCUAUGACAGAAGUUCUAGAACAAGCUAGAGAAGAUGCUAUAACAAGUAGAUUGCAAUUAGCUCGUUUUCAAAGACAACAUCAACAUUAUUUGGAAAAGCACGAAUUACAGUUGCAAACAUUGAACAGAGAGAAUGAACUCUUACGACAGCAAUUGCGUAAGUAUGUCACUGCUGUUCAGAUGUUAAGACGGGAUUCCAAUUCCACGGUGUCCGAGGAGGAUCCAUCAUUAGACUACCAUAAUGAAGCUCGACAAUACGAGGAAAAGUUAAUACAAGUUGCAGAUAUGCAUGCCGAGUUAAUGGAAUUUAAUGCUAGAUUGACAAUGCAGUUGACAAACAGGGAUAGAUUAGUGAAGAUGUUGCAAACAGAAUUGGAGUGUCUCCGAGGACCAUUGAACGAAGACGAUUUACCUGCGGAACCACCAUGUCUUAUUCACAUAUGGAUUCCUUCGGCAUUUCUCACAGGACAAUCAUCUGAUAUCCAUCACGUUUAUCAAAUUUACGUACGCAUAAGAGACAUAGAAUGGAAUAUUUACCGACGAUAUGCUCAAUUUUACGCGCUUUAUAAGGAGCUAAAGAAACAUGACACUAUUGUUACAACUUUCGAAUUUCCACCGAAGAAAACAAUAGGAAAUAAGGAUGCAAAAUUUGUGGAAGAACGACGGCAAAAGCUGCAGCAGUGGUUACGACGUGUCGUGGGACGCGUAGCGCAGUGUUCACCUGUAUUUGCGUGUAGACCGAGCAGACAGACGCUCGUGUCUCUGAUGCCUUUUUUUGGUGAUAGUCCUAAUGCUGAGGAAUCGAGGAAAAAUAAUUCUGCAAGAAAUACUUUUUCUUCCUCCCCUCAAUACAUGGGUUUAUAAUUAUGACAAUUUUUAUAGACAAUUUGUACAUAAUGAAAAAAAAUCUUAAUUUAAUUGCAGACAAGUAUCUUGUUAUAUACAAUAUACACUGUUGAUAAUUAAGCAAAUAAGGAUCGUUGCAUGUAUUUAUGUAAAUAAGAAUAUAUCUAAGAAUAUAACACAUGCGAUUUAUAUAUGAUACCAGCAUGUGUAUUUAAGAUUAAUAUGUAGCAAAAUAAUUAAAAGCUGGUCUUUUUUAUGCAAGUAAAA
Messenger RNA from Monomorium pharaonis (pharaoh ant), 2548 nucleotides. Its product is annotated as sorting nexin-29. Lineage: Eukaryota; Metazoa; Arthropoda; Insecta; Hymenoptera; Formicidae. The transcript is spliced from 12 exons. The record is from RefSeq and is a predicted model, not a curated record. Gene Ontology annotation, molecular function: phosphatidylinositol binding. The coding region runs from base 284 to 2299 and encodes 671 amino acids.